Molecule: messenger RNA, 588 nt
Organism: Penicillium atrosanguineum
Lineage: Eukaryota; Fungi; Ascomycota; Eurotiomycetes; Eurotiales; Aspergillaceae
Product: DUF4202 domain-containing protein
Exons: 1
Coding region: 1-588 (195 amino acids)
Source: RefSeq, a predicted model, not a curated record
AUGUCAAAAUACUCUCGCGCGCUAGAGCGCAUCGACUCCGCGCACAGCGACGACCCCAACCACAUCGAGUCCAACAAUACUACAAUACCCUACGAACUUCACUACGCGCAACAAAUGACCUUUUACCUCGACCGCAUCAACCCAAACGCCUCCGAGCUCCUCCGCCUCGCCAUCCGCGCCCAGCAUCUCCGCCGCUGGGAAGUCCCCCGGAGCUCGUACCCCGCCACUAAAAUCGGGUACCACUCCUGGCGCUCCGGGCUACAAAAGCGGCAAGCGGAGCUCGUCGAGAAUAUGUGUUUAGCGAGCGGGUAUAGCGCUGAAGAGGCGGCACAGGUUGGUGCCAUGGUGCGCAAAGCGGAUCUUAAGAAAGGGGAUCCGGAUACGCAGACGCUGGAGGAUGUGGCGUGUUUGGUUUUUCUGGAUGAUCAGUUUGACAAGUUUGAGAAGGAGCUUGGGGAUGAGGAGAAGAUGGUUGAUAUUUUGAGGAAGACGUGGGGAAAGAUGUCCGAGGUUGGACAUGCGGAGGCGUUGAAGUUAGAUCUGUCGGAGAGGGCAACGGCUUUGGUGACGAGGGCUUUGUCUGGUUGA